UGUUAUUUGAUUGGCUACAGGGGGCUUCUUCGAAUCAUCUAGUCGGCUGGUACUCGAAGCCCGCGGUUUACAAAAAUCGACUUGAUGAAGUACAAUAGUCGCGAUAAAAUCUGCAUUUAUACAAAACUGACCUGUUGGGAAGGUGUUUAAAUUGUGCUAGGACAACUGUAACGUCAACGUUCAAAAUUUCCGUGGCAAAACAUACUCAAGAAAUAAAUAGCACGGCACCGUGUUGUUUGUAGUGACGUUAGCAGUAGCUAAUGUUAGCAGAUGGCUAGCUAGCUGGGUAACGUUAGCGCUUGCCUUUUCAGCGUUACCUUGUCAACUAGCACCAGCUGAAACUGCUGUGCCUUUUAACCUUAUCUGUUGUAACAUCUUGGAAAUACAAGCUGUACACUUCCGUUCUACGACUUGAGACCAGUCAUUGUCACUCCCAGCUCGAUAACCAACUUCAACGAUGUCGACUCAUCUUGGGGUGAGCCAAAGCAGCAGCUGUAAACGAGACACUAUUUCUGUGGUGCCCGACUACUCCCCCGAUUCUCUGGACGAUGUCUCUGGCCUGAAUAAGUCAUACCCACGUAUUCAGAGACCGUUGUACAAGAAAAGGCUUUUGGCAUUGCAAGGUCGUUAUUAUCCUGGCUCCUUGACAGGUGAACACAUGGAUGUUUUCACUUCAUUUGCAUCAAGAAAUCACCAAAUCUCAAUCUUAAAUCCUGGCUCCAAAGUUUCUGAUGCCUGCCUGUCACACCCGCCUACUCAAUCAGAAACGGAAGACACCCUGUUCAGUCAGCUAAUCUUUGGAAAGUUUGGCCUUUUGGGAUCUCCGUCUGCACUCAACCCAAACAAAGGCAUUCUUACUGUAGACCACAAAACCAGAGAGAUUUUGUCAGCGAAUGAACAGGCCUGCAAACUGUUUGAGUGCACCACUAAUGAACUGAUUGGAAAAAAGCUUUCCUGUUUAUUGAAGAAAACCAGUCAGAUCCUGGAAGAAGCACUGGGAGAAGAUGUUCUGCUAGCAGAUGGAACUAUUGCCUCUGUGUCUGAAAGACUGGUGGAUGCUGUGACACUGUCUGGAGAGGUGCCUGUAUCAGUAUAUUCCCACAGACAGUCACAAAAUGAAGGGCACUGGCUUCUCAUGUUAGAAAAUGUGGAAAGGGUAUCAGCCUGUCUGUCCUUUUCACAAGAUGGCCGUAUCUUAACGUGUGACAUGACAUUUGCCCAUCUCCUUGGAUACCACCAUCCUAAUGAGUUAAAAGGGGUGCCUGUUAAGGAGCUAAUCCCCUUUUUACAAAUCCCUCUCCACAGUCAGGCAUUCCCCAAGAUGCUGAGGGUUCAGAGAGUGUGUGGUAAAAGCAGAGGGGGUGCAUCAAUCCCACUGUGUAUCAAACUUCAGGGGGCAGUACUAUGUGGAAAACUCCAGCACCAAAUUAAUGGAGCUGGUUUUACCUGCCCAACAGAUAGUCUUGAAAGAUUAGAUGCACAGGACACAAAUACAGAGUGCACCAGGCACAAGACAGAAACCCCACACUCUGAGCACAGGACACAUUAUGAAGUUAAAGUGGACAGCAAUGCUCUCGCCUCAAGCCUUGCACUGGAGUAUUCUGGAACAGUUUGGGCAUUUGCUCCUGUGAGCGGUCUCCUCCUGCUCCACCCUGAUGGCUCAAUCUUUAGUAUCCACAACCACCUGGCCCUCAGUCUGUUUGGCUACAGCACGGAUGAGCUGCUGGGAAAGUGUGUCACUUUCCUGAUGCCUGGUUUUUAUGGCUGGAUGUCUGAUUCAGACAGAAAGGCCAGCCCAUUCCCUGAUUCUCAAGUAGAGGCUGGUAAAUGUAUAGCCUCAUCCAAAAUAACAGGAAAAUCUGACCCAUCCUCACUGGUGGCUGGAAAUAUGGCCAUGGUUCAUUGGGUCGUCAUGGAAAGAACCUUGACGGGUAGAGGCAGGAUCUUCAGUGGAACCAGCACCAGGCUGGAGAAACAGGGCAGCGCUUUGUCAACCCUUUCCCCUCCUCCAGUCACCUCCACACGUGUGGUUAGGGCUGACGAUACUGCAGAGUUGAUGAACGAGGCAGCCCAGGUUGCACCUUGCAGUAGCCAGUUAGACAGUGCAGAUACCACUGAGGCACUCCUCCAGACAUUUGCCUGGGUGGAACCUCCAGAAGAAGACACCUGCUGCACAGUUGUCACCGAAACACCACACCAUGACCAAGAUCAGCAACUCAGCAAUAGGUUUCAAAAAAAUAAUCAACCUGGCAUCGAGAUUGUCCCAGACCCGCCCACUCAGAAGAAUCACUCUGUUGGUAGGGUGGGCGGCACCUCCCCUGAUGUAGGCAAAGACCACCCUUCAUGUGCCUCUGUCCUUCAAGACUCCAGCUUUGAAAUCAUCUCACUGGAUAGCAGGUCGUCCUCUGGCUUCUGUGAAAAAUUUGCCGGUCAUGGUGGUUCUGGUCCCGGCCAGACAGAGCACUCUCGUUCAGCACAUGUAGUGGACUCAGCCAGCUGCUUCCUGGACCUUAACAGCAAUGGUGAGCUGGUAACCCGAGCCCUGGCUGACUUAGAUCUGAGUGCUACUAUAGAGCUGCUUAGAGGUGGAGGGUACAAGGAUAACAACCAACACUGCGUAGCUUCCUGUGAUACGGCCAAGCUCCUGCAGACACCCAUGCCAUGUGUGGUAGUGUCUGAGCAGGAAGCAGAGCCUGCUGAGAAUGGAGACACUGCUGUGAAGGCCAGACAUGGCUCAGGAGAAGAGCAACUAGAAAAGGACCAGGGUGAUCUGGAUCAGUGGGCAGCUCUUUCUUCAAUUCAUAAAGAAAAGAGCCAGGAGUUCUGUGUACAAAUGAAUGGUGGGAUUCAGUCAGUGACAGAUGUUCCUGCCACGUCUACUCCUAAGAAGCAGAAGGUGAAUGGACGUGCCUUGUCCACAGACACUACACGGAUUUUGGAGGGUCGAUUUGAAGGAAGUGCGUACCACAGAGAUGGCACAAGAGUAGAGUUGCAGUGUGAUGUGUGCAGGACCAACCUCCUUGAUGGAAGCUCUGUGUUUUGUGUGUGGAUGAGUAGGCCAGGCCAGCAGGGGGAACACUUGCAAACAGAUCACUCAUUGCACAAUCACUCAGGAGCCAGUCUAGGCGAGAGGAUUGGUGAGGCCAGUCAUGUGGAGGCUUUACGCUCCACCGUAGACCUAGAGCAAUCUCAAGCCUGUGAUGGACAGUUUGCAGAAGAGUACCAGCCGCUCAAAGCUGUGGGUAAAGGAGCCUUUGGUUUUGUCUGGAAGGCAACAAGGCGCUGUGAUGGACAAGAAGUGAUAGUGAAGUUCAUUAGCAAGGCCAGGAUAGUAAGUGACUGCUGGGUGGAUGACCCCAUGUUGGGAAGAGUCAGCCAAGAGAUCGCUCUACUGACACGUGUACAGCACCACAACAUAGUCAAGGUGCUGGAGGUGUUUGAGAAUGGGAGUUACUUCCAGAUGGUGAUGGAGAAACAUGGGGAUUGUUUGGACCUUUUCGAAUUCAUAGACAUGCAGCCAAGGCUGGAUGAGGCCUUGGCCAGCUACAUCUUUAGACAGCUGGUGGCAGCUGUCUUCUAUCUGAGGUCUAAGAACAUCCUUCACAGGGACAUAAAAGAUGAAAACAUCAUCAUCGACAAGUGUUUCCACAUUCGACUGAUAGACUUUGGCUCUGCUGCCAUGAUGGCUCCUGGGAAGCUCUUCUACAAUUUCUGUGGCACACUGGAAUACUGCUCCCCAGAGGUGCUUCAGGGAAACCCUUAUGAGGGUCCAGAGCUGGAGAUGUGGUCUCUGGGUGUUUUGCUUUAUACUCUGUUAUUCAGUGAGAACCCCUUCUGUGAUGUCGGGGAAAUCCUGGAUGCAAAACUCAAGCCACCAUUCCCCCUCUCUCCUGAGCUGAAUGGUGUGGUGUGUGGGCUGCUACACCCUGAUCCUGUUCAGAGGAUGACCCUGGACCAGCUGCUGCUGCAGUCCUGGCUCAGCCAGCCCAUUUCCCUGUCAGAAUACAGCUGGACAGAUGUGGUUCCUGUAACUCUGAGCUACUGCUCACCACAGCAUCAAGACUCCAGUCCUAAAGUUAAUAUUAGUCCAGGCUUGUUCCCAGAUCAGGGUGAUGACACUCUGCCAGAUGAUGAGGAGGAAGAUGAGGAUGAGAGGUUGUCAAUGGUGGCCCUGCAGACUGAGCUGCAGAAGUACCUCCAUGUGGAUUAACAACUGGAUUUAAAGGGGGUGAAGUCCAACCAUCUGUCCAGCAUUUUAGCUGUGCAAAGAGGACAUGAACUGCAAAACAAGCGGCCACUUCUCUGUCUUUGACGUGGUUUGAUGACAAAAGCAUCUUUGCCUUUAUGAACUAUACAGUGCUGCCAACAUUGUCAUGCUGCUGGGUUGGUUAAAAUGUACUUGCUGACAUUUGUGAUUGCUGCUGUGAUUACAACAGAGAAAGAUGAGAUCGUCGCGGUGCUCUUUUCUUUAUUUAUUGUAUUUUAUUUAUUUAGAUUUGGGGAAGAGUCAAAAUCAUAGUGAUUCUUAAUGGGGUACCCUGAUUUUCUGUUAAAACUCAUAAGUGUCACAACUUUUAACUGUUUACCUACAGUCGGAGAAACUGCACAGAAAACUAAUGUUGGGGGGAUUCUUGAUCUAUCUUUAAUAAAUAUCCAUUUUAAUUUCAUAUGAAUCUGCAAUAUUGUAAUUAAAAUUGUAAAUAUAUUUACAAUAUUUUAGCUAUUUAUUUUUAUACAAUAAAUAUUUUACCACAAACCUGUUUUGCCUUUUAACCAUUGAGGGAUUGUCUCUUAAUUACAGUAUAUCUUUUAUUCUCAUGAUUACUUUGGCCAUCUAAUAUCUGCUUGACCUGACCGAUUCUCUUGCUGUGCAAACUUCCUAUCAGACUGUCAAAGUCCAG
This is a messenger RNA of Monopterus albus (swamp eel), 4901 nucleotides long. RefSeq names its product PAS domain containing serine/threonine kinase (gene pask). NCBI's taxonomy places the organism in Eukaryota, Metazoa, Chordata, Actinopteri, Synbranchiformes, Synbranchidae. Gene Ontology annotation, molecular function: ATP binding; protein serine/threonine kinase activity. Gene Ontology annotation, cellular component: nucleus; cytoplasm; cytosol. The transcript has 21 exons. The coding region runs from base 458 to 4210 and encodes 1250 amino acids. Gene Ontology annotation, biological process: protein phosphorylation; negative regulation of glycogen biosynthetic process; intracellular signal transduction. The record is from RefSeq and is a predicted model, not a curated record.